CUCGGUGCCAGUUAUCGACACAUGGUAUUCUGCAUGUUUAUAGUAUCCCGUGUGUCUAGUUAGGUCCUGUAGUCAGUUAUGGACGCUUUUACUGAGUGUGUACAAAAUGCAAACGGCACGUCACGUUUUAAUUUAAAAUAAUCGAAAGUCAGAAAAAUUUCGAGAGGUUUUAAUAUGUGGCUGGGCUCUCUGUUUUCUGAAAAUACUAUCUCUUGACAACCGGGUGUCUGAUUUAAUUCUACUAGAGAAUUUAGGACGAUGUCACUUUUCCUGAUAAAUAGGUAUCUGGGAGAUGAAGAUGACAGUAUCCAAUCUACAAGCGAGUCUCGAUCUAAAUCCCUGCUGGCAAAACUCCAGGAGCAGGCCAGAGCGAGACAGCAACUGCAGGCUUCAGCCAAACAGGAAGAAUUGGAAACUACUGGUGUCUCACCUGGGACAAGAACAAAAAGAAACCAAGAUGAGGAAGCAGCAACUGAUGAAAGAGCCACAAAAAAGAAGAGUAAGAGAAAGGCAGAUCAGCCACUUGGGGAUGAAAGUUUGAGUGUAGAGACCACCAAAGUAGAGGACAGCCUGCCAAGCAAGAAGAAGAAGAGGAAAGAAAAACCAGAGAAGAUAAAGGAGAGUUUGGUGAAGAAGAAACAAAAACAGAAAGUUACCACACCUGAGACCACGGAGAAGUUAGUGGAUGAGGAAGAGGAGGAGAAAGAUGACGAAGACGCUAUCAAAGGGACAGAAGAACAUGCCGAGCAGCUCAGCAGUUCUGACCGGAAGAUGUCUGAUUCAGGGUUUACCAUUUUGGGUGGAUUUGAGAGCAAACCAGUACAGAAGGUUCAAAUGGUUCUGCCCCAGUGGCUCGCUAAGCCAGAUAUGUUUCAAAGAGACAUCAGCCAGAACCUGGUCCCAAUCAAUGAGGUGCAAGGAAUAUGCCCCCAUCUGCUGAAGAAGCUAGACAGCAAUGGGAUACAGCAUUUUUUCCCAGUGCAAGCAGAGGUGAUCCCCGCCAUCCUCGAGGGAGUCAGCAACGGCCUGCUGGUGGGCCGGGGUGGGUACAAGCCGAGAGACAUCUGCGUGUCUGCCCCGACUGGGAGCGGCAAGACGCUGGCCUUCGUGGUCCCAGUCGUCCAGGCUCUCCUGAAGCGGGUGCUGUGUGAAGUGCGGGUGCUGGUGGUGCUGCCCACCAAGGAGCUGGCGCAGCAGGUCGGUAAGGUGUUCCACUCCUACGUGGACGGCACGAACCUGAAAGUGGUCAUGCUCAUCGGCCAGAAAUCUCUAGCUGCAGAACAGGCUUCCCUCGUGGAGCAAAGUGGUUCCAGGUACCGGAGCUUGGCGGACAUCGUAGUGGCAACCCCAGGACGACUGGUCGACCACAUCAACAUGACCUCAGGCUUCAGUCUGCAGCACCUUCGCUUCCUUGUGAUCGACGAGGCAGACCGGAUGAUUGACAGCAUGCACCAGUCCUGGCUAAGUCAGGUGACGAAGGCUGUGUACAGCGGGUCGGACGGUUCCUCAGUCUUUGGGAGGAAAGAGCCCGGUCCGAUCACAGCAUUAAGCCUGAUACAGCCCCAGAUGCCCCUGCAGAAGCUGCUCUUCUCCGCAACGCUCACCCAGAACCCUGAGAAGCUGCAGCAGCUGGGCCUGUACCGGCCACGCCUCUUCAGCUCCGCCCACAGGGGGCCGGCCUCUGAUAAUGGCUCCGCCCAGCCCGAGGAGAAGUUUAUCUUUCCUCCAGGCCUGACGGAAUUCUAUGUGCCCUGUACCCUGAGCAAAAAGCCACUCCUAAUCCUCCACUUCAUCCUACACCUGAAGUUCAGCCCUGUCCUGUGCUUCACCAACUCCAGGGAGGCAGCCCACAGGCUGUGUCUGCUGGUGCAGCUGUUCGGGGGGGUCCAGGUAGCAGAGUUCUCCUCACAGCUGAGCCCCAGCGAGAGGAAGAGAGCCCUGAAGGGGUUUGAACAGGGCAAAAUCCAGCUGUUAAUCAGCACGGACGCCGCAGCACGGGGCAUCGACAUGGUGGGGGUGAAGUAUGUGAUCAAUUACGACGCACCGCAGUUCAUCAGGACUUAUGUUCACAGGGUGGGGAGGACUGCCAGGGCAGGCAAAGCAGGACUGGCCUUCACAUUCCUGCUGGGAAUCCAGGAGAGGAGGUUCCUGCAAAUGUUAAGCGAUGCCGGGAGCCCGGGAAUUCAGAAGCAGAUAAUUAAGCCUGAGAACUUGAAGGCGAUGGAGUCGCACUUUGAGAGGACGCUGCUGGAACUGAAGAAGGUCAUCAAGGAUGAAAGAGCCAAGAAGAAGCAAAUUUAAGACCAAGAAUAUUUAUAGUUGGCCGAUAAAACCCAAGAAAUAUUGCAUUUGUCUUACCUCAUAUUUUUAUUAAAAACAUAAACCCACAUAUAUUUCAUGCCCUGAAAA
Molecule: messenger RNA, 2409 nt
Organism: Brienomyrus brachyistius
Lineage: Eukaryota; Metazoa; Chordata; Actinopteri; Osteoglossiformes; Mormyridae
Gene: ddx51
Product: DEAD (Asp-Glu-Ala-Asp) box polypeptide 51
Exons: 16
Coding region: 259-2301 (680 amino acids)
Cellular component (GO): nucleus
Molecular function (GO): ATP binding; nucleic acid binding
Source: RefSeq, a predicted model, not a curated record